Lentinula edodes (shiitake mushroom) is the source of this 1014-nucleotide messenger RNA. RefSeq lists its product as uncharacterized. Bases 38 to 847 code for a protein of 269 amino acids. The record is from RefSeq and is a predicted model, not a curated record. Gene Ontology annotation, cellular component: cytosol. NCBI's taxonomy places the organism in Eukaryota, Fungi, Basidiomycota, Agaricomycetes, Agaricales, Omphalotaceae. The transcript is spliced from 4 exons. Gene Ontology annotation, molecular function: electron transfer activity.
CGAAAGGGAAACACGUGGGGCGAAGCCCACACUCACUAUGCGUCCUUCAACCACCCGAUUAUUGAACAUUCUUGUCCCCGUGAAACGUGCAGUUGAUUACGCUGUGAAGAUUCGCGUAAAUCCUCAGCAGACGGGAGUUGAUUUGAAUGUCAAACAUUCUAUGAACCCUUUUGAUGAGAUUGCUAUCGAAGAAGCAGUACGAAUUCGCGAACGUCUUCCCAAAGGCUCAGAACCUGUCACUAUUACUGCCCUGACUAUCGGUCCCCCGAAAUCUGUUGAAACCCUUCGAACAGCUCUCGCCAUGGGUGCGGACGCUGCUUUCCACGUUGAAUUACCCGAAACAUCCCCUGCACCAGAGCCAUUAGGUGUUGCAAAGGCGGUUCAAGCGAUUAUUGAGAAGCAGCUGAACAGCGUGGAUAUGGUCAUUCUAGGAAAACAAUCCAUCGACGACGACCUGGGACAAACUGGGCAAAUGCUGGCUGGCUUGUUGGACUGGGGUCAAGCGACUUACGCGUCCAAAGUAGAUCUAGACUUGGAACAGAAGAACGCGGUCAUAACAAGGGAGAUUGACGGCGGUCUUGAGCAAGUCUGUGUUAAGUUUCCUCUGAUAGUCACCACAGAUUUACGGUUAAACGAGCCUCGCUAUGCUUCAUUGCCCAAUAUUAUGAAAGCUAAAAAAAAGCCUGUAACAAAACUCACACCCGCUGAUCUGGGUGUUUCCUUCAAGCCACAAAUGGAAGUCAUCAAAGUCACAGAACCCCCCAAACGUGUUGGCGGUACCAAAGUAGAAAGUGUUGACGAACUAGUUGAGAAAUUAAAGGCUGCUGGUUUCACGGCAGUUAGUUAGUUUUGUUGGUACUAUUUCACAUAUUGUGGUGAAACGCAGUUUAGCGUUUUUGUCUACAUUAGUGCCACACACACCGAAAGUAGAAAAAAUUCCGCUCGAUGGAAAUAUCACUAGAAUAAUAUCUUCUCAAUUGGACCGAUAGCAGUGUGGAAAACUCAGUCGAAUCA